This is a messenger RNA of Coccidioides posadasii C735 delta SOWgp, 730 nucleotides long. RefSeq lists its product as uncharacterized. Gene Ontology annotation, cellular component: NuA4 histone acetyltransferase complex. NCBI's taxonomy places the organism in Eukaryota, Fungi, Ascomycota, Eurotiomycetes, Onygenales, Onygenaceae. The record is from RefSeq and is a predicted model, not a curated record.
UUUGAAAGUCAGCACUAUCUCCCACAUCCCGCAAGGUAGCGACAGGCCAAUGACAGAGAACGUCCCUCCGUCCACCGCGCCCUCCGCGCCUGGCACAACCGCCGCGACUGGGCCAGGUGCAGCAGGCCAAGCUCCUCCGACGCGCGGAGUACCAUAUUACGAGAAACUACGCAAAGAAUUACGUGACACGCUCCAGAAGAAGAGGUUACUUGACAGAAAUCUCGCAACCCUAGAAGAAUCAAUCUACCGCUUCGAGCAAUCCUACCUCGAAGAAACCGGCGCCGGAAAUAUAAUCAAGGGUUUUGACAACUACAUCAAAGGCUCCGCAGGGGCGUCCUCACUCGGCGCUGCAGGUGGACUUGGCUCCUCCUUCGCGGGUGGCACCUCUGGAGCGGGCAGCGGAGGGCCCACAACGAGAAGGAAAGCACAAGUGUCAGAUCUAGACAGGGUGUUCUCCCGGAGUUCAGCGAGUUUCAUGAGGGACUCUCCCGCUCCUUCAAGCGCACACACCACGCCUUCCCAUGCCCCUACACCAACCUACUCCGGCUCCAGCGGCAAAGCCGACAGAGACGCCAAAGAUUCAUCUGCGCCAAACAGCGUGAAGGGCGCGGCGAGCAAAAACAAAAAGAAAUCUGCCGGAGCCGCUCGCGAGAGAGAAGAUGACGAUGAUGGUGGGGAGACGAAACCACCCGUGAAACGGCUGAAAAUUACAUAUGGCAGGGGAGACUGA